AUGGCUGCGAAUCCCAAUAGCGAUGGUCUGCCACCACUGACGCUGCGACUGCCAGUCUGCGGCUGCGCCCUGAUGACAGGUCGAGGCGAUGCGGUGGGUGUGGUGGGAGUGCUACGAUGUCCUGGAUCGCGUUUGGGAGGGGCGCUCUGGACAGGCAUAGGAUGUCAUGCGAGGGUCACGGUCAAGUGUGCUGGCUCGAUUGUGCAAUUUGAGAGGCAAAUUGUUGGAGAUGGGAUGGGAUGGGCCAGAGGUGUCAAACGGAUGUGAAUGGGGAGCAUAA
Molecule: messenger RNA, 280 nt
Organism: Ceraceosorus bombacis
Lineage: Eukaryota; Fungi; Basidiomycota; Exobasidiomycetes; Ceraceosorales; Ceraceosoraceae
Source: the annotation of a GenBank genome assembly